This is a messenger RNA of Phascolarctos cinereus (koala), 5442 nucleotides long. Lineage: Eukaryota; Metazoa; Chordata; Mammalia; Diprotodontia; Phascolarctidae. The record is from RefSeq and is a predicted model, not a curated record.
UAGGCAUAAGAAACGAACAAUACGAAGAAUUCAGGGAGAGAGGUGCUUUUUCUCAAAUACUUGCUCUUUGCCUUUUUAGCCCUGUUAUUCACUGCGCCUCAGACUUCUCUCGGACGCCCAUUAUUCCUCGUGAUCCUGCCUUCUCCUUGAUCCUUCAUUAUCGCCCUCCCCUUUGACUCCUGAUGUUCGAUUUUCCAUCCGUCCCCCUACUGUGACGAUCGCCCCAAUGACUGGACGAAUAUAGGCACCAGGGUUACUGUUUCUUGGAUACUAAUGAAAACAGUCCCCAUCGCGUCUGCUGGUAGUGAAGGAGAAGCGGUUGGUGGCUGCAUUUUUGUAAAAGGAGAUUCACGAUUCCUUGAAGUUUUCUUUUGUUCUGAACACCUCCAGCUACGAUGAGUGGCAAAGACAAAGAGGCAUCAGACAACAAGCUGAGUGCAACCCUGUCUGUGAGAUGGGUGCAGGGAUUCCCUGUGAAGAAUAUUGCUUUUAUCAACAGCACCACAAUUUGCUACCCUUGUGGGAAUUUUUUAAUUUUUGUGAAUAUGGAAAAAAAGAAAAGGACUGUUCUACAGUGUACAAAUGGAAAAGUGGGUGCUGUGGCAACUAAUAUUCCUUAUGAAGUGGUGGCUUUUUCAGACCGGAAGCUUAAACCCUCCAUCUACAUAUACAGCUUUCCUUCAAUGACCAAAAGGGCCAAAUUAAAAGGGAAUGCUCAACUGGACUACACCUUACUUGAAUUUAGUUACUCUGGAAUAUACCUGGCUAGUUACUCUGCAAUUCCAGAACAUGAAGUAACACUAUGGAAUUGGGAGACAAAAGUCAUUUUGUGUAGAAGAUCACAACCAGGUAUGGAAGUAAGCCAGAUGACAUUUAACCCCAUGAACUGGCGCCAACUGUGUCUAUCCAAUACAAAGUUUGUAACUAUAUGGAAUAUUGAAAGAUGCAAUACGGAUCAUUAUUUUAAACCCAAGCCAGUAAAUCUUCCUACAGAGGAUGGGACUUUUAUAAAGGAAUUUGAAGGAUUGUUCUCCCAAGGGCUCAAGGAUCCUUUCUAUGGACCCGUACUACCACUUUCUGCUGUUGCUGGGCUAGUUGGUAUAGAAGCAGAAAACUUCAAGCCUAAAGAUCAUUUUCGUCCCUUGCUUCAUCCUAUUGCACACUGUUGGAACUCAACAAAUGACCUCUAUGUUUGCUGCGAAGAGGGUCAUAUUCUAUUCAUUAAUGGAGAGAAUCUACUUGUCACUAUUCUGUCACCAUCACCAGAAAACCAUUCCAAACUUGAAAGAAUCAACACCAUGGCAUUUUAUAAAGAAGGACUGUUUGUUUCUGGAAAUGAUGGCACUUUGCAUUCUAUUACUAUCAAGGAAAAUAACUACACUAUAAAGGACCACAUCAGUGUACAUGCCUCUGUGAAGAAUAUUGUAUUUUCUCCGGAUUAUACACAAAUACUACUUCUAACAGAAAAUGGAUCUGUUUUUUACUAUACUUUUGAUGAAAAGACAAAAAUUGAAACAAUAUUGGAUGCAUCUGGUGGCAAUAUACAGGCAAUCGACUUUGUCACACUUGGAAACCAAUACUGCAUGUCAAUAAGCAUUUUAGGAGAAUUUUGUAUUUGGUUGAUAGAAGAUGGAUCUCCUGUCAGUAGAUUAUGCCUUAAGACAGAGGUAAAUGAUAUGGCUUCCUGCCCCUCUUCGCUUUCAGUGGCUGUGGGUACCACUGAAGGAUCUAUGCUGUUCCUUGACAUUUCUACUCUCCAAUCCCCUCGACUUGUUCACAAAAUCCUCCUGACCAAUUCUUGUAUACAGCAUGUGCGUUAUGAUCAACGUGGUUUGUUUUUGAUAAUUGGAACAUCUGAUAGACAUAUCUUCUUAUUAAGUUCCAAAGCCUCAGAAACAUUCAGGAUUAUUGGAUUUACAGAGGUGAGUGCUAACAUUUUACAAAUAUGUACAGUUUGUGUUUGGGGAACUAACAAAAUUCAAGUUAUGGUCCUUGAAGAAUCUUCAGAAAAUGAAAGAAGCAAGCUAGAAAUGUUCACUCUGACUGAUGAAAUCUUAGCAGAUGCUGCCAAAUAUAGUGAUGAAAGAGGGAGACUGAAAAAUGAAUUAUUUGCAAGGACCCUGUAUGAAAUACAUCAUCCCUUAUCCUCUGCUGUCUUGGAUUUCGAUUGUGAAAAAAUAUAUGGCUUUUGUAGCCAUGUGCCAUAUAUCUGUACCUACAGUAUUCCUAAAAAGGAUAGUGAAGACAUAGUUCUCAAAAUAGAGAACAAAAUGCCAAGUAAACAUUAUGGAACUGGAAUGCUGUAUCUGUCUUUUCAUGGCCGGUGGCUGGCAUCAACAGCUAAAGAUGGAAUACUGAGCAUCCGUGAUAGUAAUAGUUUGGAACCAUUUGCCAGGGCACGGUGCCAUUCUUACCAGGGAAAAGGAAUUCAGUCAAUCAAAUUUUCAUUAGAUGGCCAAUCUAUACUAGUUAAUGGUAAAGAAGAUGGUGCCCUUGUUUGCCUGAAAUGGAAGAGUUUGAGAGGACAUCUAAUUCACCAUGCUACUGAAUAUUUUCAGGCCUUUGUACCAUAUUUGAAUAGGAACAUUUUAGAGCAAAAUGUAUCUUUAUACUACAUGACAGAUGUUCAGCUCUUUUUGGAUUCACUCCAUGAAGAUCCAUUAUAUUACAUAAAGAAGCCAUUUCCCCAAGCUAACUAUGAAGAUGAAACUACUUGGUUACAAAGGAAAAAUGAAGAGGCCACCAAAAAAGAGAUCAAAGAGUUUAGUAAAAAAAAGAAGGAACUAAAAGAAGAAAUCAAAACUUUAACUAAAACUAUUCAGGCUAUGAUGAAUGAAAAUGAGUUGGCAUCUGAGAUUGCACAAUUAGAGCAACAGGAAUUCAGUCUAGAUGUUGAAGAAAUGGAAAGGCUUCAUUAUGAAGGUGAAGAAGAACUGGAAAAGAUUAAAAAGGAAACAGAAAUGGAAAAUCUAGCUAAGAAGUAUUUAUGUCACAUUUUGAAAGAAGAAUGCUGGCACUCCAUGCACAUAAAAGGCCGAUCACUUAAGCUACGGAAGGAAAUUGUAGAAGUUCAAUCCACAGCUUUAAGUAAAAAGGAACCUGAAGAGGAAGAGGAGGAGGAAGAGGAAGAAGAGAGAAAAAAAAAGAGAGAGAGCAACUUAAUCAAUUACUUUCUUGGCAGCUUAAGUUCUGAGCUUGGUGCAGACACAAGUAUGUUAUAUAACCAAUUAGAACUUCAUACCAGAGAAGAGAAAAUCAACCAGAUUGUAUUACUAAAGGACAUUAUUUACAACAUCAAAACUGAAUUUAAUAAAGACUUUGAUAUUGUAUAUCAACAAAAAGAGUUGGAAAUAACACGUGUGAAUGAAAGAAAUACACAUAUUCAAGAAAUUAUUACAGAAUUAGAUCUUGGGGAACAGAUAUGGCAACCAGUAUUUGAAGACUGUGAGAAGCCAGAGAGGAUUCUAGUUGUAGAAGAUCAUGAGAUUAAAGUUGAAAGAAUCCUUACCCCAUGGGAGAAAGAACAAGCAGCAUUAGCUGAAGCCCUUGAACGGGAAAGACGUCGUUUAAGUCAGAGGGAUGAUGAAAGACGUCGAGCUUUGAUGGACAUGAUGGGUGGAGUUCUAGAAGUCAAGAAAGAAGAUAUUUUGAGGAUGGUAAUUCCUCAGCCUCCCUGUAUGGCUAAACCUGAUACUCUAUGGACUGAAGAAGAAAAGAAAAUAAUCAAAGAAUAUGAGAAAAAAGUCAAAGAUUUAAACGAGGAAAGAGAGAAAUAUAAAAAGUCAUUGGAUGCUGAAUUAAGGAAGCUUCAAAACUCUAUUCAAGAAACAACACAAAUUUUCGAUGGUCAUUUGGCAAGACUCUUUCAAAGGAAGGUGAAAUGUGAUAUGGUUAUCAACCAGGAGGAAUUAAAAAUAGCCAGCCUUACUUUUUCUUUACUGCUAGAUGAAGAACUACUAACAAGAGAAAUAGAAUUGAACAGCGUUCUUGAAAGAAAACAAGAAGAAAAAAAAUUCACUACAGAUGAAAUCUACAAAGCUCGUGAAGAACUUGAUACAUACAGGGAAAAUUAUGACAACUUCCUUAUAGAAGACAAAGUUCUGGAGCGGGGAUUUAAAAAAGAGUUUGCUGAGCUUCAUGGUCAUCUGGUUGAAACACUCUACAAACAGUACAAACGCCGACCAAGGCUGCUGAAGCAAAAGCAAGCAGAGGUUGCUAGCCCUUUUGGAGAACGGCUAGGGUCUGUCCAAAUUCAGAAGGAGAACCUUGCCCAAUUAAUGAAUGGCAUGGAAGAGCUGGAUAAUCCAAUUAAUAUGCCAGAAGGCAUAGAACCUCCAGUCUGGACGCAUUUAUGUGCUCUAAGAAGAACAAAAGUGGAAAGCGAACAAAAAAUAAAGCAAAAAGCGCUUGUUAUGCUGGAAAUGCAGACCUUCCUCCAGAAAAGAACUGAGGAUGAUGAGAAGGUGCAAAUGGACAUAGAAAAAGUUUUCCAGGAACUCAUCAUAUUACAAGAAGAGAAAAUGCAUUUUCAGCUGGAUUUGACAGUUCAACUCUUGCUUACACAAGGACAAGUGGAACUGGAAAAUUUCCAAUUUCUAUUCAAUUUCACAGACUCCAUUCUCAUUAACAGGGUUAUAGUUGAAGAUAUAAAUAGUAUAAUCCGGUCCCAAGGUCAAAAGAAAGUUACCAGUAUGGUAGAAAGUAAGGAUUUCCACAAAGGAAUAUAUCAGAUUGAAUGGGAACAUAAGAAAAUGCAGAUGGAAAUGGAAGAUUUAAACCAAAAGGCUUGGGAUAUUCAGAUGCUGUUUCUUUCAAGAGAUCGUCAAAAGUUUCUAAACGAACCAAACUAUGAGCUCCUGAUUGGCUACCAAAUUGCUAUGAUGGAACAGAAUAUGAUUACUAUAGAUAAGGCUCACAAAAGAGAGGUGGAAGCCUUCAAAAAAUUAUUCAAGCAACUAGGAAAAUUUAUCACCCAAAGAGAUUUAGCAAAUUAUACUCUAAGUUGUGAACUACAAGAAGAGUUGGUGACCAUCAGCGAAAGAAGAAAAAUCUGUACAUCACUUGGAGCUAAGCUGACUUGUGAAAAGAUUGCCGUGGAACGUUAUGAUGCUAUGUUGCAACAACAAAAGCUAGUAGAUAUUUCAAGAAGUCAAGCUGAACAGAUUACAAUUUUACAGGCAGAAGUUGAAAGACUAAGAAUGAAAACAUUUCCUGCACUUGUUCAAAUGUAGAAAUCCUGAUAGAAAACAUGAAGACAUCACAUAUUUUAAAGUCUGCUCUCAUUUUCUUAAAAUUUCUUUUCUCCAGUGACAAAAAAAACUAAAUACUCUUAACUUACCAGCCCCUCUUUCUAUCCCGUAAUUGAAAAUCUUUGGGCCUUCCCAAAAAGUUGUAGAAUCAUAAGUUUUGUCCUGCACAAAUAAAAGUGUUAUAUACCUUGAA